This is a messenger RNA of Pelobates cultripes (western spadefoot toad), 1255 nucleotides long. Lineage: Eukaryota; Metazoa; Chordata; Amphibia; Anura; Pelobatidae. The record is from the annotation of a GenBank genome assembly.
AUGAAACGUAAUAUUCCUAUUAGCGAGCAUAUGACCAUUACAUCACGACGCAGCACACGCCAAACUGGUUGGGGAGGCGCACACUCAAAACUCUUAGCUACUCACUCUAUUUUACCAGAUAUACUCUGGCUGAGUUAUACAAUUUACAGUCAGUAGCUUAGACAGUAACAAGUGCACUAGACACGCGCACUGCGCUGGUCACGUCAGCACGCGCCCCAAGUGACAGGUACCUUUAUUGCCAUGGUUUGGGGGGAGGGGUUAGCACCUAUAAGGGGUGCACCACUCGACACCAGACCACAGGCACCAAGUUACGAUAUACCCCUGCUACGGGGUCCAGCUCCCGCCUACUUUCCCCCCGUCCCAGUAGGGCCCCUUCACAGGGGGAACACAGAAUCUGACCUCUGUGCACAGCUCUCCUUGUCGCCUCUGCAUCCCUACCAUCCCUGUCCCACUGGAGGUCUCUCCCCCGCCCCCUCAUGUCCCUGCCCGUGCUCCUUUUGGGGGUCCCCCCCCCUUCCCCUGUUGGCCCUGGGGGGCCCCAGCUUCACCACCCCUCAGCAGGUCUGGGGUUCUUGCCUGCUCCGCUCCAUCUCUGGUCGCACAAUGCGAGGGGCCUGAAUGCCCCCGAACGUAGAUCCCACCUUUUGCGCUCCCUAUGGGAAUCCUGGGUCUCCAUUGCAUUCUUACAGGAGACGCACUUUAGGGGAGUAGCUGGCCCGGCGCUCCGUGACUCCAGGUACCCAGUGGGGUACUUCGCCAACCAUCCCUCAGCUAAAAAAGCUGGGGUCGCAGUUCUGUUUGCGAGCACGGUUUUCCGUUAGUUUGCAAGGAGGUCUGUGGGGACCCCACCAACUAUCUGUUUCUGAAAGGCUCGAUAGCGGACACCAAGUAUACUUUUGGAUGCAUCUACGCUCCCAACACAUGGCAACACUGCUUUCUGAGAAGCAAGCUGCAUAAACUCGAGCAGUUCCGGGAACGACUGCUCGUUGUAAGUGGCAACCUCAACGUAGCCCGAACCGCCGGGGAGCAGGAAAGAACAGCUCAGAUAACAGCAUACCUACAGCAAUAUGUAACUAAGACCCUAAGUCAGGAGGACGUGGAAGCCCUGGAAGCCCCAAUCACACUAGAGGAAUUACAGGCAGCUCUAAAGUCCGCUAAACUGAACAAGGCUCCAGGACUAGACGGCUUACCGGUCUGCUACAUUAAAGAAUUCGGAGACGUGCUUCUGUCAAGACUCCUACGAGGUAUCAGAUAA